This is a messenger RNA of Seriola dumerili (greater amberjack), 904 nucleotides long. Its product is annotated as nucleoside diphosphate kinase B-like. The record is from RefSeq and is a predicted model, not a curated record. Lineage: Eukaryota; Metazoa; Chordata; Actinopteri; Carangiformes; Carangidae. Gene Ontology annotation, molecular function: nucleoside diphosphate kinase activity. The coding region runs from base 89 to 547 and encodes 152 amino acids. Gene Ontology annotation, biological process: UTP biosynthetic process; GTP biosynthetic process; CTP biosynthetic process. The transcript is spliced from 5 exons.
GAUAAAACGCGGCUGCGCAGGCUUGGCAGGUCUUCUUCCACGUUCACCAGAGUACCCACCGUCUGCCACCGGAACCGGAGCAAGAGUCAUGGCCGAGAUGAAGGAACGCACUUUCAUUGCCAUCAAGCCCGAUGGCGUGCAGAGGGGCAUCAUCGGAGAGAUCAUCAAGAGGUUUGAGGUCAAAGGCUUCAAACUGGUCGGCCUGAAGAUGCUCCAUGCCUCUGAGGACCUCCUCAUGCAGCACUACAUCGACCUGAAGGACAGACCGUUCUUCCCUACCCUCAUCAACUACAUGACCUCCGGUCCAGUGGUUGCCAUGGUGUGGGAAGGCAAGGGUGCAGUGAAGACGGGCAGGGUGAUGCUGGGCGAGACCAACCCCGCCGAGUCCAAGCCUGGAACCAUCAGAGGAGACUUCUGCAUCGACGUUAGCAAGAACAUCAUCCAUGGCAGUGACUCAGUGGAGAGUGCCAACAAGGAGAUUUCCCUGUGGUUCAAACAAGAGGAGCUGGUCAGCUACACGAGCUGUGCCUUCAGCUGGCUCUACUGAGCGGCCCCAGCGUCUGCAGCGGUCCUCCAUCACCGGUUGGAAACAACUCAAACUUUUGCCUGAGACUUCCUGUUUUCGCCCGUAGCCUAGAGGGGAGAAGGACUGACGUCAGGCUCUUCACACCCCGUGGUCGUCACAUUCCUGCCCCACCCCCCAAUCCUCUGCCCUCUGACUCAUCUUCAUACUGUACUGGCAUCUGGCCUCUGUGGAGGUCCACGUCUAGUUCAUAUUCAUUCCUACCCAUUAGAAACAUUCCUCUCAUUCCUCAUUGUACAGUUAAUGACUAGAAACUUGUCUUUGACUGAUUUUGUUUAAUGGUGAUCUGCUUUCCAAUAAAAUGCACACAAUACAACUCAC